Molecule: messenger RNA, 261 nt
Organism: Dentiscutata erythropus
Lineage: Eukaryota; Fungi; Glomeromycota; Glomeromycetes; Diversisporales; Gigasporaceae
Source: the annotation of a GenBank genome assembly
GUAAAUAAUGUUAGAUUUUCCGACAAGCUAGAACAUUCAUCUACACAUUCUGUUAAAUUGGCGCCAGUGGAGAACAACAUUAAUCUGUAUACUAAGAGACGUUCGAUGGCCAAAUAUUAUGACGAAUAUCAAAAUUUUAUUUUAAUUGAUUUUGACUAUGCUAACUAUCCCCCUUCUGAUAAGCCUUUAAAAGAAUUAUUUGAAAGUGAUCAUGCUCCUGAAAUGCUAACCAAAGGGCAUAAUUUUAAGGUUGAUAUAUAG